AUGGUUGCUGCUGCUGAGGCAGGGGAUAUCUCCACGUUAAGAAAACUAAUAAGAAAGAAAAUACCCAUUUCUGCAACCGACGACUAUGCUGGACACAGUGAGGUUGUGAAAAUACUUCUUGAUGCUGGUGUUGAUAUGGAUCAGACAGUAGGUUCUAAUGUAUCAUCUCUCCAUUUGGCCGCUACAAAUAACAGAACAAGCACAGUUAAAUAUCUAGUUGCUGAAGGCGCUCAACUCAAAACAAGAAACGACAACAGCCUUAUUCCUAAAGACAUGUGCAUGUAUAAUUCAGAGACAUGGAACGUAUUAAAAGCGGCUGAGAAAGGUCAAAUGCCUGAUCUUGUUGUUGAGUCUGAUGUACCAGAAAUUACAGACUUUUCAAUUCCUAAAGUUGAGAAAACAUCAGAUUCAAAAACCAAAAAAAAGGGAAAAAAGGGAAAGUCUGGAAAGGGAAAAAAGAAAAAAAGGAGGAAAGAAAAAAAAGAAAGGGAAGAGAAAGAAGUGAUGAGUCUAAAGCUUAUUGAAGUUUUAGACAUGUAA
Physella acuta is the source of this 540-nucleotide messenger RNA. RefSeq lists its product as uncharacterized. Gene Ontology annotation, cellular component: BRCA1-A complex; BRCA1-BARD1 complex. Gene Ontology annotation, molecular function: ubiquitin-protein transferase activity; protein binding. Gene Ontology annotation, biological process: protein K6-linked ubiquitination. Lineage: Eukaryota; Metazoa; Mollusca; Gastropoda; Physidae. The record is from RefSeq and is a predicted model, not a curated record.